Molecule: messenger RNA, 2481 nt
Organism: Leopardus geoffroyi (Geoffroy's cat)
Lineage: Eukaryota; Metazoa; Chordata; Mammalia; Carnivora; Felidae
Gene: POLE4
Product: DNA polymerase epsilon 4, accessory subunit
Exons: 4
Coding region: 16-621 (201 amino acids)
Cellular component (GO): epsilon DNA polymerase complex; nucleus
Molecular function (GO): protein heterodimerization activity
Source: RefSeq, a predicted model, not a curated record
UUAGACCAGUAAGGGAUGGUGCCUGGGCCCAACUGGCCCCACAGGUUCACCGGUACCGGGAAAUGGGUCCGCGGUAGCGCGGUGGCGGAGCGACCGCGCAGGGAGAGCCGCCACGCCCAGCCGGGAGUCCCGGGAGCUUCCAGCCGCGUAAGGGGCGGAGCCACGCGCCCACCGGGGGCGUGGCCUUCGGCGCGCGCGGGAAAGGGGCCGGCGUCGCAUGCGCGCGCACAGUCGGCGGCCGCGCGCAGCACGCUUGGGGCCCGGAUGGCGGCGGCGGCGGCUGGAAAUGGGACACCCCGCGAGGAGGAGGGGCCCAGUGGGGAGGCAGCGGCCCCGCCGCCGCAGGCCCCGACGAGUGUGCCCGGAGCUCGUCUCUCGAGGUUGCCGUUAGCGCGAGUGAAGGCCUUGGUGAAGGCGGACCCCGACGUGACCCUCGCGGGACAGGAAGCCAUCUUCAUUCUGGCACGAGCAGCGGAAUUAUUUGUGGAGACCAUUGCAAAAGAUGCCUACUGCUGUGCUCAACAAGGAAAGAGGAAAACCCUUCAGAGGAGAGAUUUGGAUAAUGCAAUAGAAGCCGUGGAUGAAUUUGCUUUUCUGGAAGUCUCUUGCUGUGUCAAGUAAGGACAUUACAAAUACUAACCUAAGGUAAGCCAACCUAAGCUAAACCAAAGCAAACUAAGCUAAGCUACCGACUCCUGGCAUCAUUACUAUAUUCAGUAAGUUACAUUUAAACUACGGAUAGAUGUAAGGGCAUAAUUUCUGCAGAAGAGGCAGACCUUUAAAUUAAAACAUCUCAGUACAUUAAAAGAGAAAACUUCACUAGCCACCGGCAUUUAGACUGGGUGUCUGGAAAUCACUGAGAAUCUGGCCAUUGAUCAAGGACCAUCAUUCUGUGUUGUUGCCUGUGAUCGCCAUCUAGAUGAGCUACCGUCUGUUGACUUCAUUUCCCACUCCUGGCUCCCAACUGCAUUGCAGCCCCCCACUCCCAGAUGACCCUGACUGGGUGUUGAGGUGACCCCCAGCCCUGCAGCCUGGCUUGCACAGACAGCUCUUGCAUCCUGUGUGUGGAAGUGCCCAGUGACAUCUAAAGUCAGAGGGUGACUUUAUUUCUGAGAGGAGGAAGAGGGGUGAGAGGGGUUGUGACUGUCUGCUGGUCACCAGCCUUGGUUCCUGUGUCUUCUGUCUGACCACCUACCUUGGAGGGAGUGUGUGUGAUAAGGGGCUGCACAUGAUGUUGUCGCCAGCCAGAAAGGCAGCAACUGGUGUGAGCCCAGUUACUAAAUGGGGUGAAGGCCAAAGAGAGAAAGAAACAAGAGGGACUGAAGGACGAGGGCAUAGUGGUUGCUCACAGGUGAGGGUGCUCCAGGGACUUUCCUUGCCCAGAGUCAGGUGGGCGCCCACUGAACUGGUCUGGCGGGGAGGGAGCUGUUAGCCUGUGGGGAGGGCAGGCUGGCAUAGGCUUCUCUGUCUGGAGACACUCAGGGGGAGGUAGGAAGGCAGAGAAGAGAGUCCCCCUGCCACUUCCUGAGACACUCUUCUGGCCAUUUAAUGGGAUUCUGGGCAGAUUCCUUUUCCACGGCCUCAUAUGGGACUAAGAGACACAGGCCAAAUAAAGCAAGGCUCCCAAACGUGCCGUUUGGGACCGUUUCUGCCAGUCAGGGUGAGGCAAUUGCAGAAUAGGUUCUCCUGGGCCCACCUGGGAAGCCCUUUCCUACCCUAGGGCUUUGAACCUGAACCUGAACCUGAAGGCAACUUCAUAAUCCCUGAAGUGAAUAAAGGAUGCUUACAGUGGCCUCUUGCCAUUCUGUGCUCUGCCCAAAUAACAACAAAAAGAUGUCUUGGAAUUAUAUUGCACCUGCAGUGUCUGAGAUAAACCAUACAUAUUAGAAUGUAGGUCACUAAUUAGUGACUAUUUUUUAAAAGCAUUUCUCAUGUUACACUAUUUACCAAACGGAUGGAAGUAUCAGACUACUUUCACAACAGGUGCAGCUGUGCGCAUGCGCUCCUGCUAAAUGCCAGCCCAGCUCACAAGAAGCACCAAGCCUAUUUGCAAGAUGAGGAACUGUUGACACAGGUGUUGACUUGUGCUGUCAUAACUUGCUGCAAGGGAGAAAAACCGACAGUGGUGGUUCCUGUCGUCUCUGUUCCCUGAAACCCCCACCUCUGGCAAGAGCCCCAUUAAGUCUGCUUUGAGACACAGGCAUCCAUCAGGAGCUCCUGGGUGUAUUCAGACCUUGUGGGGGAGGCAGAGUUUGGAUUACAUGUCCGCAUAACGUGGCUCUAUAGCAUGUGGCUGAUUCUCCCAGCAGACUGGCCCUGGGGCCUGUAUCAUUUUUGAGAUGUGUUUUUGAGCCAUCACAUUUCCCCAGCCGGGGGAAACAGGGAUUUUUAGAAAAUCAGCUACUAAGAAACUGGCAUACAAUGCAAUGUGAUCCAGAUUUUUCUUUUGAAGUAAUAAAUAAAAUUCUUUCACUCACCUUA